Molecule: messenger RNA, 451 nt
Organism: Protobothrops mucrosquamatus (brown spotted pit viper)
Lineage: Eukaryota; Metazoa; Chordata; Lepidosauria; Squamata; Viperidae
Product: metal-response element-binding transcription factor 2-like
Exons: 4
Biological process (GO): chromatin organization; regulation of DNA-templated transcription
Cellular component (GO): nucleus
Molecular function (GO): chromatin binding; DNA binding
Source: RefSeq, a predicted model, not a curated record
GUUAUCAUCAGCUGUGUCAUACACCAAAUAUCGGUUCUAAUGUGAUAGAUUCAGAUGAUAAGUGGCUCUGCCGGCAGUGUGUCUUUGCAACAACAACGAAAAGAGGUGGUGCGCUUAAGAAAGGACCAAAUGCUAAAGCACUGCAAGUCAUGAAGCAAACAUUGCCUUACAAUGUAGCUGACCUUGAAUGGGAUGCAGGCCAUAAAACAAAUGCCCAACAGUGUUAUUGCUACUGUGGAGGUCCUGGAGACUGGUAUUUGAAGAUGCUGCAGUGCUGCAAAUGUAAGCAAUGGUUCCACGAGGCUUGUGUGCAGUGCCUGCAAAAGCCAAUGCUGUAUGGCGACAGGUUUUAUACAUUCAUUUGUUCAGUUUGUAGUUCUGGACCAGAAUACCUCAAACGUUUACCCUUGCAGUGGUAAGUACAACCUAAAUCAAUCUCGGGCAGAAAUAU